GUCUGGUUUCCAUACAUAUUUUCUGCUCUGCUCUAGGAGUUUAGGUACUCUAUUGUGGGGUGUAGAUUAUGGAGGAAUUGAGUGUUUUGGGCUCACCGGCUCCGCCGAGCUGCACAGUGGCGAUGGCGUGCGCGGGGCGGCAGUGUUGAAUAUGUGAGGUCUUUGCCAAGAUGUGGGGUUAUCGUUCCCGCACGGUCGGUGCUUGAAACGACCGCGUGAAACUUUGCAGCAUGAAACGAGAACCUUUCUGGCACUGACAUCAUCCCGCAACUUACCAAUCCGACCCGACACACACAACAUCACGCCAACGCCAAUACACAGGUAACUGGUCGGAAAUGGCGCACAAUCACUCCCACGGCCAGUCCUGCAAUAGCGAGAGUCACGAUCACGAUCAUGACCAUAGUCAUGGCGGCGAGCACACUCACGAUGACGACUUGACGCCUGCCAUCCAGUCCUCCCUCUACCAGCACAUCGAGUUCGACAAGAUCGUUACGUUCAACGAAGCAACGACGGGCUCCGGAAAAGCCGUCAUCCAGAAGCCAUGGGAUCAGCGGUUGGAUACUACCACAGUGCUGGAGAGUGACGCUGACGAGCAACUGUUGAUUUAUGUUCCCUUCACCGGCGACGUCAAACUACACUCCAUCCUGAUUCGCGCCGACCCCUCCCCCGGCGCUCCUCGCACACUCAAACUCUUCAUCAACCGCGACGACGUCGACUUCACCUCCGCCGCAGACUUGCGCGCGGUGCAGACGCUGGAGAUACCGCUUCCACUCCCCGGACAGGACGUGCUCGAACUGCCGGUAAAGCGGGCGUUGUUCAAUAAUACGCACUCGCUCACGCUUUUCAUCGAGGAUAACCAGUCGGAUGGCGAGGAGGAUGUGACGAGCCUUAGCUUUCUCGGGUUCAAGGGCGAUUUCACGCAGUUGAGAAAGGACGCCGUCGUUGCGUUCUACGAAGCUGCUGCGAAUCCCGCCGAUCACAAGAAUCUUGUCCCCGGUGCCCAAUACGGGGCCGUGGGACUCUGA
Molecule: messenger RNA, 1025 nt
Organism: Tricharina praecox
Lineage: Eukaryota; Fungi; Ascomycota; Pezizomycetes; Pezizales; Pyronemataceae
Product: PITH domain-containing protein
Exons: 3
Coding region: 336-1025 (229 amino acids)
Cellular component (GO): nucleus
Source: RefSeq, a predicted model, not a curated record